UGCCGCUGCCUGCGCAGCCUGACCGAGAGACGGGACAGGGCAGAGCAGGAGCAAGAGGAGGCGGCGCCUGAGGCCCUGGAGUCUGAGGAGCCAGCCGCUCUGCCAGCUCCCCAGGCCCUGCUGGCUCGCCUGCUGGUGGUGGCGGCAGUGGCUCCACACGCGGGCGGUGGCCGUGGAGCCGCGGCCCUGCAGCUGCUGCAGGCGCUCCCCAGCACGAUCCACGGAGCCGUGGGGGCGAAGUGGGCCGCAGACAUCCCCCUGCUGCUGCAGCACCUGGCAGGAACAACAGCGAGCUCCCUGGACGUGGCCGAGUGGGAGAGCCUUCUGCUGAAGUUCCUGCAAACCUCUCUGGAGCUCAUUGCGAGCGAGGCCUGGACCGUGGGCCUGAGCCAGGAGCUGAGCUGGCAGCUGGGCAGCUCUCCCCGCCUGUCCUGGGAGAAGCGGUUCCUGUACAAGGCUCUCGGCACGGCCCUGGCAGCUUGUGGGUGUCUCCACCACGUGCAGGAGCAGACCUUGGAGCACCUGAAAGCAGCCAACUUCCUGGAGCUGUGGCAGGCGCAGGGCAUGGUUUCAGUUGUGUCCCGCUGUGCCGAGAGCCACUUCCAGCUGGCCUUGUCCUUGGUG
Molecule: messenger RNA, 624 nt
Organism: Dromaius novaehollandiae (emu)
Lineage: Eukaryota; Metazoa; Chordata; Aves; Casuariiformes; Dromaiidae
Product: maestro heat-like repeat-containing protein family member 2B
Exons: 7
Cellular component (GO): cytoplasm
Source: RefSeq, a predicted model, not a curated record